Racocetra persica is the source of this 623-nucleotide messenger RNA. The record is from the annotation of a GenBank genome assembly. NCBI's taxonomy places the organism in Eukaryota, Fungi, Glomeromycota, Glomeromycetes, Diversisporales, Gigasporaceae.
CAAAUCCUUCUAAUAAAGGAGCAAUAGCAGUUAGUUUGCAACUUGGUCUUUCUUUCGUUGAGCAUCAAAUGGUCCUCAAACUACCAGAAGAUGGACCCAUGCUUGAAUCUGUUUAUCGACAAAUGCUGAAUCAUUAUGAGGAGUAUAAGGAGUUGGAUAGUUUGUUUGCCAAGACAGAAGACACAGUGAACGAAAAAAUUAAGUCUUGUUUAAACAAAGUUUAUCAAGAUUAUCAAGAAAAUAAAAAAAGGGGUAAAGAAAUUGAUUUCUUUUUUAAAACUCAAGAUUGGGCUGAUUACUCACUCCUCCAAGUCGCUUGUCGAAAAGAGUUGGAAGAACUAUUAGAAAUGAAUCACGUUCACUUAGUUGAAAGAUAUCAUAUCAAAGGAAAAAUUAGUAAAUUAGUAAACGACGAUUACCUUCUUUCUAAAAAGAUUAUGCAAAUUCCUCUUGGAUCAAAACCACGUUUAUAUGGAACUUUGCAAAAAAUUAAGCACACUAAUCUUUAUCUUUUCCAAGCCUUAUUUUUUGAUCCUAAUCAUUUAAUUUACGAAGAACACGAGUUUUCUAAACUAACUAACAUGACGUGUUUAUUUAGCAAGGUUGAUUGUCACAACGAGUAA